CAUAUGUGAUGUACUGUGUUUGGGAGAGUCAGACAUCUGCAGAGACCAAAGAAAGAUGAAGCUCCAACACUCUCUUCUCUACCUGUGUGUUGUUAUUUCUUCUGCCUUGUCCCAGAAUGAAGAGUCACCGGGUCUGGGCCCCAGAGGUGCCCGCCCCAUAGAGCAUGGUUACAAAGCUGAUAAAUGUGCCACAGAAAAAGAAUGGCCCAUCUGCACGGAUGAAGACUGGGGUAGAAAAUGUCCAUCCGGUUGCAGAAUUCAAGGCCUCCUUGAUACAACUGACCAUGAGCUUCUCAGUAAAAUUCAGAAGAUUCGCAAGUUACUUGAUGAGGGAAAAAAGAUGCAUCGAUCUGCUGAUCAGGUGUCCAAAGAAACCUACAACUAUUUACGAGAACGGCUUGUCUCCGGUUCAGAUAACGACAACAGGUUUGCUGACUUGGCCGAACAGCUGAGGCAGAGGAUUGUUGAGAUGAAGAUUAAAAUUGACCGUCAGCUCAAGGUGCUGGAAGCUUUGAAAUCUCAGGUGAAAAAACAGGUCAUCGCCAUGCAGCGCUUAGAGGUUGAUAUUGACAUCAAGCUGCGCAGCUGCAAAGGCUCUUGUGCAAGCUACGCUGAAUUCUCUGUGGACAAGGAGAGCUAUGUGGCACUAGACAAGCAGCUGGAUCGCCUGGAUACCAUGCAGGUUCAAAGCGUGGAGACCGUCAGUUCACUGAGGGUCAUGAAGAGCAGGCCAAUGAAAGAUGUAGUCGUACCCAGCAUCUAUAAGUCUGGAAUGACCGGAACAGAUCGAGCUGAGCAGAAGAAACCCUUGUUCACUGAUGUAGGACAGAUUCAGCUCUCCCUGGAAGCGGAGGGGUCCACUGCAAAAACACCCCUUAUCGUCAGCAAGGUCCCUACAGGUACGGGCCCAAUUGCACCCUCCACUUCAGGUGUCAGCUGCACCAAGACGGUGCGCAAGGUGGUGACCCACACCAAAGAUGGUCUUCAGGAGAAGUAUGAAACAGUGAGCAGUGGAGGACCCGGGUGCGACAACCUCCAAAAACUAGGCCUUUCUGAAAGAGAUUCGAAGUCCAUUACUACAUUUAGUCGUGGUGAUGCAGAUCUGGGAGAUUUUGGAGGAGAUUUCUUUAAGCAACUAGGAACUGGGGGCUCAUCCUCCUCUUCCACGUUCUCUUCUUCCUCCUCCUCCUCCUCCUCCUCCAAAACCAUCUUGACUGGUGGAAGCAAAGGUUUUGUCUCAAACACUAAGACCGUCCUGUCCACAUCCUCGCCUUUUGGGGAUGAUGGCGCGUUCUUGAAUGCUGAUGUGGAAGAUGAUCUUCCUGACAUCCAUGCGCGGAGUCUGAAGUCCCGUGAUGAGCGCAAGGAUGGUUUUGUUGGCGGAGAUUGCGUUGAUAUCCUGCAGAACCAUGCCACGGGUGGUCAGAGCGGCCUGUUCAAAGUAAAGCCAGCUGGGUCGGAGGAAGUAGUGGAGGUUUACUGUGACCAGACCACAGGUCUGGGGGGCUGGGCUCUGAUCCAGCAGAGGGAGGAUGGGUCAGUUAACUUCAAUCGCACAUGGGAGGAGUACCGGGUUGGCUUUGGCAAGGUAGAUAAGCGAGGGAAGGGUGAGGUGUGGAUUGGAAACCAUAUCCUGCAUCUCCUCACUCAGACAGAAAGUCUACUGAGAGUGGAGCUGCAGGACUGGCAAGGCAAGGAAGUUUAUGCUGAAUACAAUGUCAAAGUAGGCUCAGAAGCCGAGGGUUUCCUACUGAGCGUAUCUUCUUACACUGGAGAUGCAGGGGAUGCACUUGUGCAGGGACAUGCUAAUAUGGGUUCUUUCCUCUCACAUGCUGGUAUGAAGUUUAGUACCUUCGACAAGGACAAUGAUAAGUGGGAGGAGAACUGUGCAGCUACAUAUGGAGGGGGCUGGUGGUACAACAACUGUCAGUCAGCAAACCUUAAUGGGAUAUACUAUAAAGGAGGGCGGUAUGACCCUGGUAGUAACGUUCCUUAUGAAAUAGAGAAUGGCAUUGUGUGGCUGCCCUUUAAACCAGAUGAUUAUUCCCUUAAAGUGGUUAGAAUGAAGGUUAGACCGCUCUGAACUCCUUCAGAAAUAAAAGCCAAUUGUGAAAUCUGAACAAAAGAAAAGGAAACAGGGAAAGAAAAGCUGUUGUUGCGGAGUAUGGAUUUUUUUAACUUCAGGCAUAAUUUUUGUAAAAUGUCACACAACCAAAUGACCUCAUGUUUUCAAUAAAAUGUGUUCACUUAAA
Molecule: messenger RNA, 2252 nt
Organism: Astyanax mexicanus (Mexican tetra)
Lineage: Eukaryota; Metazoa; Chordata; Actinopteri; Characiformes; Acestrorhamphidae
Gene: fga
Product: fibrinogen alpha chain
Exons: 6
Coding region: 56-2083 (675 amino acids)
Biological process (GO): protein polymerization; blood coagulation; platelet activation
Cellular component (GO): fibrinogen complex
Molecular function (GO): signaling receptor binding
Source: RefSeq, a predicted model, not a curated record